GAGGAGGAAAACAGAAACUACAACUGAAGUAAGCGUGAAGCGCAGUUAGUGUGAGCUGCCACUCGGCGUAAGCAGCGUGUUUGCUUUCAGUCACGUCCUUCUCACAGCUCACCGAGUCAAACGCUGAGAUUCAAACUUCUUUGUUUGUUUACAUUAUAGACGGAUGGUUUCUGUCAUUCUGGCGCGAGAACAUGGAUGAAAAGCUUUAAGAAAACCCCUGUGAGGUUGUUGGGGUUUGUGUGUAUGUGUGUGUGCAUGUGGGAACUCGGUGGAAUGAGGCGAAUCGGUUCACCGCCGCUUCACUCGGAGACGGUUCUGUGGCUCGUCUCUGUGCGCUUUGCGGUUUGAGUGCGCGUUUUCGCCUCGUUUUGGGAUGUUGGCGCGUUCAUUCGGAGUCAUCUUGUUCCUCUGGGCUUUAGUGCUCAGAGCUGGUUUGUGCUCCGAGCUAAAAGUAAGGGUUCGACUCUCUGAUGGCCAAAUCGCUGAAGAGCUGCUGGAGGCGGACAGUGACAGAGACUCCAUCACAGUGGAGUACCGGCAAUCUGAUGGCACACUCAUCACUUUCGUGGCAGAUUUUAAACAGGAUGUGAAGAUCUUCCGGGCAUUGAUUCUGGGAGAAUUGGAGAGAGGGCAAAACCAGUACCAGGCACUGUGCUUCAUCACACGCCUCAGCCACAAUGAGAUCAUCUCCAGCGAGUCCAUGGCCAGACUCCGGCAGAAAAACCCACACACCGUAAGAACGGCGGAGGAGAAGAAGCCAACGGAGACGCUCAGCAUGAACGUGGCGGUUAACGUGAUGCUGGCAUGGCAGCUGAGUACCCUCGUCUACAACACGUGCAGUGUGGCGCAUGACGCCGUGUACACCCGUGAGGCCGACAUGCACCACUGGCUGGACACGGGUAUUGAGAACUCCGUGUUUGAGACUCUCCCGCAGGCUGUUGAGGUUCCUGGGCUGAAGAGCUGCCGCUCCGUGACGGAUCUUUGGCAGGCCUGCUCCUGCAGUUACAGCAUGAGGCUCGAGUGGUACCCGUGUCUGCUCAAGUACUGCCGAAACAAGGAUUCCUCGGGACACAGUGCCCCGUACAAGUGCGGCAUCAAGAGCUGCAGCAAAGGCUAUGACUUUACAUACUACACGCCUCAUAAACAGCUCUGUCUGUGGGAGGAGGAGACUUAGCGGUGCAUGCUCAGCUUCACAUCGGCAAUUUUUUUUUGUUCACUCUUUGUUUGAGCCCCGAGCUAUUUGAACUCAACUAUCCAUGCUUGAGAGUAUGCAUGGCAUAAUCUUGCAUAAAACAUAAGACGAAGAACAGCUUUGUUUCUGUGAGUUCUUGUGAAAUCACAACGACUUUAUUUCAGCAGACUUUUCAAAAGGUUACACUACGAUUAACGGAUUAACGGAGGUGACAGGAGCGUCUACAGAACCUGCAGAUCCACUUCCUGUAGACCAAGCAACUGUGAAUCAAGUGAUAGUCUAACAAGCUGUAAUCUGUUGAUUACCAAAAACAUGUUCAGCCAGGAUUUUCUGUUCAAUAUGUCUUCUAAUUUAUUGUUUGCUAUGGGAAAUUAUUGAAAAAGCACAAGGCUAAUUUACAUGUUCUGAAAACAUGUUCCUCACUUUUUUUUUUUAAUAAGUAUUUUGUUGCCCUUAGGUAUCACGAUCAGACUGAUGAUGUUACGAAGAAUUGGGAUAAGAUUUCCUUUGCUGAUAUUUCAGUGCAGUAUGAAACACUAUCUCACUGUUGGGUUAUAACUGUUUGUUUGUUUGUUUCACUCUUAUUAAGUUCUGCUUAUUUUAAAGAAAAAUCCACCCUGAACAACUUGCCUUUUAACCUUUACAAUUAACCUGGGAUCUCCUGAGUUUAGUUAAAUGGCUGCGUCAGCCACAAUGCUGUUCAACUGCACCAAUAGUCGUGCUAAAAGGAUUUGUCUGCAUGUCUGACUAAGGAGAGCAUUGCAGUAAUGCUUUAGUCCUUAUAGCAUGUGGAGCGGUCUCACAUCCUCCUAACAGAUGCUAAUACCAUGGUCAUCUUCUAGAUCGCUAACUAGCCAAGCUGUAUCUCAGCAUAAGUGUGUCAUUAUGAUACAGUAUUAAUAUGCAAUACAUUCUGGAACUUCUGAGUCCAGCAUUUGCUGUCUCUAAUAAUGCUAAGAUGAUUUUCAUAUUAAUAUGACAUAAACGUGUCUGGAAAAAUGGCAGAUGACUUGGAAAAAGCUCUUUAGGAGAAAUUUCUCAUCAAUUAAACACUGUUAUAGUGAUGUCUUGCUAAGAUGUCAUAGCAGAAGACUCCUGCUUAUUACUAAACUAUCCAAAAAUACAACACUAACAAAUGAAUUGGCACUGAAUAACAAACCCAAUCAGAUUCUAAAUCUAAACAUAUUUCAGGGUAGAGUUUUUCUUAAUGUUUUUUUUUUAUUAUUAUAAGGUUCUAGGAAAUUAACAUCACCAGUAUUUUAAUUUUCUUACAAAAAUACCCCCAACUAUGCAUUUAGUAGCCAUGUUUUCAAGCAUGGGGGCACAGUGGCUUAGUGGUUAGCACGUUCGCCUCACACCUCCAGGGUUGGGGGUUCAAUUCCUGCCUCCACCUUGUGUGUGUGGAGUUUGCAUGUUCUCCCCGUGCCUCGGGGGUUUCCUCCGGGUACUCCGGUUUCCUCCCCCGGUCCAAAGACAUGCAUGGUAGGUUGAUUGGCAUCUCUGGAAAAUUGUCCAUAGUGUGUGAUUGCGUGAGUGAAUGAGAGUGUGUGUGUGCCCUGUGAUGGGUUGGCACUCCGUCCAGGGUGUAUCCUGCCUUGAUGCCCGAUGACGCCUGAGAUAGGCACAGGCUCCCCGUGACCCGAGAAUAGUUCGGAUAAGCGGUAGAAGAUGAAUGAAUGAAUGUUUUCAAGCAUAUAUAUCUGCAGUGUGUUAAAAACAAACACCAAUAUUGUCUUCACAGUGCCGUAUUCCACCCAACACUGCCACCUUGUGCUGAUUUUGUUUUCAACAAGACACAACAUUUGAUCCCCAAAUUACCGCAAGUGUUCUUGCCAGCACAUGUUAAACCAUUAUCAAGCAGGACCAAAAAUGAUAUUGUGCUGAGAGAGAGCUUUGAUUAGCAAAUAAUUCAUUCUUUUCAUUUGCAGUUGUAUUUUUCCAUAAAAAUGUGUUAAUUGUUUACUGUACUAAAACAACUGAUUCAGUUAAUACAAUCUCUUGCAAAAAAGUAAGGCAAUGAGAAAUCCUCAAUGCCAAAUUAUACCUUUUUAUAAUUUAAAGUGCCUUGACGCAUCAGUGUUUACUGAUUUAUUUUAUAGGUAGAUGUUAUAGAAUUGUGUAAAAAAAUAUUUUUUUACGAAAAUGUUAAAUGAGUAUGAAGUAAUAAUUUGAAAUAAAAUCUAUGUUCCAAUAAA
Molecule: messenger RNA, 3387 nt
Organism: Tachysurus vachellii
Lineage: Eukaryota; Metazoa; Chordata; Actinopteri; Siluriformes; Bagridae
Gene: oafa
Product: OAF homolog a (Drosophila)
Exons: 4
Coding region: 374-1174 (266 amino acids)
Source: RefSeq, a predicted model, not a curated record